Priapulus caudatus is the source of this 533-nucleotide messenger RNA. Its product is annotated as 40S ribosomal protein S19-like. The record is from RefSeq and is a predicted model, not a curated record. NCBI's taxonomy places the organism in Eukaryota, Metazoa, Priapulida, Priapulimorpha, Priapulimorphida, Priapulidae. Gene Ontology annotation, cellular component: ribosome; cytosolic small ribosomal subunit. Bases 33 to 479 code for a protein of 148 amino acids. The transcript has 5 exons. Gene Ontology annotation, biological process: ribosomal small subunit assembly; translation. Gene Ontology annotation, molecular function: structural constituent of ribosome; RNA binding.
CCUCUUUUUAAUGGUGGUGUCGUGAAAGCAAGAUGCCAGGUGUCAGUGUAAAAGAUGUUAGUCAGCAUGAGUUCGUCAAAGCUUUUUCUGCCUUCCUGAAGAAGUCUGGAAAACUGAAAGUGCCAGAGUGGGUUGAUCUGGUUAAGACUGCUAACUACAAGGAGCUUGCCCCAUAUGACCAAGACUGGUACUACACACGGUGUGCUUCUGUAGCGCGUCACAUAUACAUUCGCUCACCUGUCGGCGUUGGAGCACUCAUAAAGAUCUAUGGAGGACGUAAGAACAAUGGAACGAGUCCGAGCCAUUACUGUGUUGCCUCAAGUAGUAUUGCACGAAAAGUUCUUAGAUCUUUGGAGGAUUUGAAAAUGAUUGAAAAGGAUGCAGCUGGAGGCCGUAGGCUAACCAGCCAGGGGCGACGAGACUUGGACAGGAUUGCAACCCAAAUUAAAGGGAAACUGCCGAAGGUUGAAAUUCAGUAGAAUACUGUAAAUGCUGAUGUAAGAAAAUAAAAAAAUAUACCGAAUUUUAUUGUU